CCAUCCAUCCAUCCCUCCACUCCUCCAUCCACACAGCCAUCCAUCUAUCCCUCUCUCACACUCUCACACACACCUUUUCUCUCUCUCUAAACUGUGUGAUUAUUAAUCCCACCCGUCGUGCAGCUAAAGAGAAGGCUCUCCAGCACACGCCCUCCUCCUCCUUCUUCUUCUCCUCCUCCUUCUCCUCCUCCUCCUCUUAGCGAUGGUCUGCUCCUGUGGUGAAGGGGUUUGGAUGUCUGAAAGCUUUUGAGCUUCGUUCACAGACGAGCGUGCGUGCGAAUAAGUGGUGAAAGGACUUUCCCAGAGCACCAGUGGCCUUGCGGAACGAACGAACGAACACACCCACACACACACACAAGCACACAUACACAAACGUUUAGAGAGUGUACAGGGCGCUCGACACUAGGACGAGAAACCGUGUCAAGUGCAGAAGCGUGAGUUCGGGCUGCGAUGGAGGAGAACAUGGAAGAAGGACAGACACAAAAAGGGUGCUCUGAGUGCUGUAUUAAAUGCCUGAGCGGGAUUCCCUACGCCUCUCUCAUCGCCACCAUCCUGCUCUAUGCCGGCGUGGCGCUCUUCUGCGGUUGUGGGCACGAGGCGCUCUCUGGCACUGUAGCCAUCCUGGAAAACUAUUUCGAAGUGGUCCGAGUAUCAACUGAAACCUUGGACGUCUUUACCAUGAUCGAUAUCUUGAAGUACGUGAUCUACGGCGUGGCUGCUGCGUUUUUUGUCUAUGGGAUCCUGCUGAUGGUCGAGGGCUUUUUCACCACUGGGGCAAUCCGCGACCUCUAUGGAGAUUUCAAGAUCACAACCUGCGGCCGCUGUGUGAGCGCCUGGUUCAUCAUGUUGACCUACAUCUUCAUGCUGGCCUGGCUGGGUGUGACGGUCUUCACCUCUCUCCCAGUCUUCAUGUACUUCAACAUCUGGAACACCUGCCAGAACAGCACAGUCGCUGAGGGAGCCAACCUGUGCUUCGAUCUGCGCCAGUUUGGAAUUGUAACCACUAAUGAUGACAGGAAGAUCUGCACUGGAACCGACAAGUUCAACCAGAUGUGUGCUUCUGACGAGUUGGAUCUGACAUUCCACUUGUUCGUUUGUGCUCUGGCGGGGGCAGGAGCAGCCGUCAUUGCCAUGGUGCACUACCUGAUGGUCCUGGCGGCGAACUGGGCCUACGUGAAGGACGCGUGCCGUAUGCAGAAGUACGAAGACAUCAAGAGCAAGGAGGAGCAGGAGCUUCACGAUAUUCACUCCACUCGCUCCAAAGAGCGCCUUAACGCCUACACAUAAACCAUACACACACACACACACACACACACACACACACAUAUAUAUACAAAUACACAUACACACAAUCCCAGCAUGUUCCUUUCCUUCCCUAGACAACACACACACACACACACACAUAUAUAAGCACACAUGUAAUGAGUUUUGAUUGUUUAGAGGAUCGCCAAGAUCAUGGACUUUCACACACUUGUAUGUUUUUUUGGGUUUUUUUCCAUUUCUAUUGUGACUUUUCUCUUGUAAAUUUUUUUCCGAUGGCUCUUAUCCUUCGACGUGGCGUCAAAAUGCGAACCGAUCCACUUCGAAUUCCCAAAACAAGUUGUCGUUUGACAAGCCCCACCCACUAGCACAUAAGCUCCACCCAUUCGAACAUACGCUCCACCCACUACCCCUUUAUUAUUACAUUUAACAGACGGCCUUUUAUCAAAAGCAACUUACAAUAAUCUCACGUUUUUUUCUUUUUCUUUUAAGCAAAUGAGGCUCAAGGGCCAUACUCAGGGGCCCAACAGAGGCGGCUUGGUGGUGCUGGAACUUGAACUCAUAACCAGCCGAUUAGUGACAUAUAACACGCCCGGGUGUGCUCUCAUUCGCAACAAAUUUACAUAAAACACACCCUAUUUGAGUCAGGCAUUUGAAGAGUUUGCAAAAACACUGCGACGAUGUUUUACCAAUUAAUAAGAAAAAGAGUUACGGAAUUUCAAAUAAAUGCCAAAGACUAAAUUUAAUAAAUAAAA
Messenger RNA from Silurus meridionalis, 2015 nucleotides. It is a transcript of the gene gpm6ab, whose product is annotated as glycoprotein M6Ab. The transcript has 7 exons. The record is from RefSeq and is a predicted model, not a curated record. Gene Ontology annotation, biological process: neuron projection development. Bases 451 to 1287 code for a protein of 278 amino acids. Lineage: Eukaryota; Metazoa; Chordata; Actinopteri; Siluriformes; Siluridae. Gene Ontology annotation, cellular component: filopodium; axonal growth cone; plasma membrane.